Messenger RNA from Striga hermonthica, 834 nucleotides. The record is from the annotation of a GenBank genome assembly. NCBI's taxonomy places the organism in Eukaryota, Viridiplantae, Streptophyta, Magnoliopsida, Lamiales, Orobanchaceae.
AUGAAACCAGAGGAGCUCCUCCGCAACCCCCUCCCCGCUCCGCCGCCCAAACUCACCGUCGGCUGCCCCCUCCUCGACCGCCUCCUCGGCGGCGGCGUCCCCUGCGAGUCCAUCACCGAGAUCGUCGCCGAGAGCGGCACCGGCAAGACCCAGCUCUCCCUCCAGCUCCUCCUCGCCGCCCAGCUCCCUCCCUCCCGCGGCGGCCUCGACGCCUCCGCCCUCUACCUCCACUCCGAGUUUCCGUUCCCCUCCCGCCGCCUCCACCAGCUGUCCUCCCACACGCCACACCUCCCCCGCGACCCACUCGCUCGCGUCUACGUCGAAUCCCUCACCUCCGCCGACCACCUGCUCGACGUAUUGCCCCGCCUGGAUCUCUGGAUCCCUAAGCUCAACAUCAAGCUCCUCGUCAUCGACUCAAUUGCGGCGCUGUUCCGUGGCGAGUACGACAACACCCCGCUCGAAUUGAAGCGCAGGUCCGGCGUCUUCUUCAAGGUAUCCUCGAAAUUGAGGCUCCUCGCCCGGAAAUUUGAGCUGGCGGUUGUGGUCACGAACCAGGUGGUGGAUGUGAUUGGAGGCUCGGCCGGCCUCAGGGUCGGGAAUGUAGGUUCCCAGUGCUCGUCCGGGAGGAGGGUCUGUGCGGCCCUGGGGCUGUCGUGGGCCAAUUGCGUGAACAUAAGGCUGUUUAUGUGGCGGGAGGAAGUGGGAGGAGGGGAGGAUGGAAGUUUCCAGAGUUUGCAGACGAGGAGGUUCGUUCGGGUUGAUUUUGCGCCCCAUUUGCCGGACUCAUCUUGCGAGUUUGUGAUCAGAAAAGAAGGGGUCUUCGGUGUUCCUUAG